Gossypium raimondii (Peruvian cotton) is the source of this 1614-nucleotide messenger RNA. RefSeq names its product zinc finger CCCH domain-containing protein 23. Gene Ontology annotation, molecular function: metal ion binding. Bases 16 to 1194 code for a protein of 392 amino acids. NCBI's taxonomy places the organism in Eukaryota, Viridiplantae, Streptophyta, Magnoliopsida, Malvales, Malvaceae. The transcript has a single exon. The record is from RefSeq and is a predicted model, not a curated record.
UUAAAAAACUUAACCAUGGUUAACUCGAACAACUACGGGUUAAAAAUGCAGUUUAUAAUGGGAGAGAACCGAUCAUUCAUUUUAGGAACCAAAGAACGAUGUACAAAAAUGAUGAUCGGAGAACCAACACGACCAAAUCCCACCGUUAAAAUCCCGGCGUGGGACCCACUCAAUGAUCCGACGUCUAGUUAUUCUUCCGUUAAUUAUAACUGCAAUGCGCCGUCCAGUCCUUGUCCCGUCGAUUACCUCUCAUCGCUCCACCGUUACCUCCCGUCAAACGAUUUCGAGUCGUCUGACUCUCUGAGUGAGGAUUCGGAUUUGCCUGUUGACGCGUUCUCGUGUGACCAUUUCCGUAUGUAUGAGUUCAAAGUGAGGAGGUGUGCUCGUGGCAGGUCACAUGACUGGACUGAGUGUCCGUACGCUCACCCCGGGGAGAAAGCCCGGAGGAGAGACCCGAGGAAGUUUCAUUACUCGGGUACAGCUUGCCCUGAUUUCCGUAAAGGAAUCUGCAAAAAAGGCGAUUCGUGUGAGUUCGCUCAUGGUGUUUUCGAGUGUUGGCUGCACCCAGCACGGUACCGGACUCAGCCGUGUAAGGAUGGUACCAGUUGUAAAAGGAGGGUCUGUUUUUUCGCUCACACACCAGAACAGCUCCGGUUGUUACCACAACAGAGUCCGAGAGGAAACGGGUCGAGUUCGGGAGAUUUGGAUUACGUUGGGUCCCCAAUACGUCACCGUUUCGACAUAGUUUCUUCACCGACUUCCAUUUUAGCUUCACCUCCGUUAUCCCCACCUUCCGAUUCACCACCUUUAUCCCCAAGCGGCUCGUUUUACUCGGUGAGUGAACUCGCUGCUUCCAUGCGUAGCAUGCAGCUCGGUAAGUCCAAAAUGAACGGCGCCGGCGCUUGUUCAUGGGGUAUGCAAAUGGGAUCGGGUUACGGUUCCCCUCGGGGCUCCACGCUUCGACCCGGGUUUUGCAGGUCUCCUUCAACCCCGACCCGUUCUGGGUUAGGCCAGUUCGAUCUCUGGGAAUGCAACAACGGUUUCGAAGAAGAACCAGCAAUGGAAAGGGUUGAAUCCGGUAGAGAUUUAAGGGCCAGAAUGUACGCGAAGCUUAGUAAAGAAAAUUCCCUCGACGGACUCGAUCCAACCGAACCGGAGCUGGAUCUCGAUUGGGUCUCCGAGUUAGUGAAGUGAACUCGAUACUGGCAACUCACCCAACUCAGCUUUCUGUUAUGAUUUAUUUCGGGAAUUCUUUUUAUAUAUUUAAAAAAACAAAUCGGUGGCUAUAAUCUGACCUUUUGUGAAUAUUAAUGGGUUUUUUUUUUAUAAUCUGAUUUUCGAUCAUCAUUUGCACUGUGUAAAUAGACGACGGUGGGAAAGAGAGAUGGCGGAGAAAAGUCUCUAUUUUGUGGUGCGACUGCGUUUUCGUUUUUAAAAUUUUCUUUCCGAGAAAACCAAUAAGAAAAAAAAAUUGCAGACGUUUGUAAAGAAAAGCAAGUAUUUCUAAUUAUCGGAGAUGGUAAUUUGUUUCUUCAUUUUGUUCUUGGGAUUAUCUCUGUAAUUUCUUUUGUCAUGGUUAAUCAAUGUAGUAUAUGUCAUUUUUCUUUUGAUUUA